Messenger RNA from Haliaeetus leucocephalus (bald eagle), 441 nucleotides. It is a transcript of the gene FKBP11, whose product is annotated as FK506 binding protein 11, 19 kDa. Lineage: Eukaryota; Metazoa; Chordata; Aves; Accipitriformes; Accipitridae. The record is from RefSeq and is a predicted model, not a curated record. Gene Ontology annotation, molecular function: peptidyl-prolyl cis-trans isomerase activity. The transcript is spliced from 5 exons. Bases 1 to 441 code for a protein of 146 amino acids. Gene Ontology annotation, biological process: protein peptidyl-prolyl isomerization.
AUGGGUGCUCGGGAAGGAUGCUGGGCUCAGGGCAGCCUGGAAGAUGGCCGGAUCAUCGACACCUCGCUGAGCCGGGACCCGCUCCAGGUGGAGCUGGGCAAGCGCCAAGUCAUCCCCGGCCUGGAGCAGAGUUUGCUGGACAUGUGUGUGGGGGAGAAGCGGAGAGCUAUCAUUCCCCCUCACCUGGCCUAUGGCAAGCGGGGCUCCCCUCCCACCAUCCCAGGCGAUGCGGUGCUGCGGUUCGAGGUGGAGCUGGUCGGUUUGUCCCGGGCCAGUUACUGGCAGAAGGUGGUGAAUGAGGUGCUGCCGCUGCUGUGCCUGGGGCUGGUGCCGGCGCUGCUGGGGCUCAUCGGGUACCACCUCUACCGCAAGGCCAGCAGCCCCAAGCUCUCCAAAAAGAAGCUGAAGGAGGAGAAGAGGAACAAAGCCAAAAAGAAAUAA